GACCGUCACACCAUGCUACGACAGACCCUGGCCAAGACACGGAGACUGGGCAUGCGGGGGCCGGCCUACAUGUUCAGCGCCCGCUCAGCCAGCCUAUCCCUGACCGAGGAGCGCUUCCUGGACGCGGCGGAGUACGGCAACAUCCCCGGGGUCCGCAAGAUGCUGGAGGAACUUCCUGAACUCAACGUCAACUGUGUGGACUACAUGGGCCAGAAUGCAUUGCAGCUGGCGGUGGCCAACGAGCAUCUAGAGGUUACGGAGCUGUUACUGAAGAAGGAUAAUCUGGCCAGGAUAGGGGAUGCUCUACUGUUGGCAAUCAGCAAAGGAUACAUUAGGAUAGUGGAGGCCAUAUUGAGUCACAGGGCCUUCGCAGACACACAGAGGCUCGUCGACAGUCCUGGCCGAGCAGAGACACAAGACGACUUCUUCUCCUAUGACGAGGAUGGUACACGGUUUUCUCACGACAUCACCCCCAUCAUCCUGGCCUCUCACUGCCAUGAGUACGAGGUAGUACACAUCCUCCUGAGGAAGGACGCCCGUAUCGAGCGACCACACGACUACCUCUGUAAGUGUGGCACCUGCAGCUACCACCAGAAGCAUGACUCGUUCAGCCACUCUCGGUCCCGUAUCAACGCCUAUAAAGGGCUGGCCAGCCCGGCCUACAUGUCUCUCUCUAGCAAAGACCCUGUGAUGGCUGCCCUGGAGCUGAGCAACGAGCUGGCUGUCCUGGCUAACAUCGAGAAGGAGUUUAAGAAAGAUUACAAGGAACUGUCCGUGCAAUGUGAAGACUUUGUGGUCGGACUGCUGGACCUGUGUCGUAACACGGAGGAGGUGGAGGCCAUCUUGAAUGGGGACAUUGAUGCCAGUGAAAACAAUGAGCCACAUGAAAGACCAAGUUCUAAAAGACUAAAGCUCGCAAUAAAAUAUGAACUGAAGAAGUUCAUAGCCCAUCCAAACUGUCAGCAGCAGCUCAUGUCUAUCUGGUACGAGAACCUGUCUGGACUGAGACAGCAGACCAACGUUGUCAAGUUUCUGGUAGUUCUGGGUGUAGCUGUUGGACUGCCUGUCCUGGCUCUGCUCUACUGGGUGGCACCGACUUGCAAGCUGGGGAAGAUAAUGCGUGGUCCCUUCCUGAAGUUCGUGGCCCAUGCAGCUUCCUUCACCAUCUUCCUGGGCCUGCUGGUGAUGAAUGCAGCGGAUCGCUUCCAGGGUACCAAACUGCUCCCUAACAUGACAGUACAGGACCACCCCUCUCAGCUGUUCAGGAUGACGACCACCCCCUUCACCUGGAUGGAGAUACUCAUCAUAUCCUGGGUCAUAGGAAUGGUAUGGGCUGAGUGUAAGGAGAUUUGGUCCCAGGGAGCUCGGGAAUAUCUUUCGGAGACAUGGAAUCUUCUAGACUUUGGAAUGCUGAGCCUUUUCGUGACAUCCUUCAUCACUAGAUUUAUGGCAUUCUGGCAUGCGUAUUCAGCACAGAGCUACGUCAACAAGCACUAUACCGACCUGUCCAACAUUACCCUGGUCCCGGAGAUAGAGUACUACAGACUGGCCCGUAAUAACUGGGUUCCCUCGGACCCCCAGAUCAUCUCAGAGGGUCUGUAUUCCAUCGCUGUGGUACUGAGCUUCUCUCGCAUCGCCUACAUCCUCCCAGCCAAUGAGAGUUUCGGGCCCCUGCAGAUAUCUCUGGGACGCACGGUGAAAGAUAUCUUCAAGUUCAUGGUGAUCUUCAUCAUGGUUUUUGUGGCCUUCAUGUUUGGAAUGUUCAAUCUCUACUCAUACUACCUCGGAGCCAAGCAGAACGACGCCUUCACCACGAUUGAGGAAAGUUUCAAGACGUUAUUCUGGGCCAUUUUUGGCCUGUCCGAAGUCAAGUCAGUGAAGAUCAACAAUGGCCAUAAGUUUAUCGAGAAUAUCGGCUAUAUCCUUUAUGGGGUUUAUAACGUCACCAUGGUGAUCGUCCUGCUCAACAUGCUCAUUGCCAUGAUCAAUAACUCCUUCCAGGAAAUAGAGGAUGACGCUGAUGUAGAGUGGAAAUUUGCCCGAGCUAAGCUAUGGUUCUCCUACUUUGAGGAAGGUGGGACAUUACCUGUCCCCUUUAACCUGGUUCCUAGUCCCAAGUCAAUCAUCGCCCUGGUCCUGGAGCUAAGAGACCUCAUGCUGAAGGCUCUCAACAGACACAAGAGCUGUCACAAUGAGGAUACAGAGCUCAAUAAGUUGGAUCAUCAUAAGAAUUCAACUGUUGGAGGUCUGGCUUGUCCAGGUCGGCACCAGAAGAUAAUGAAACGCCUCAUCAAGAGAUAUGUGAUGAAAGCACAGAUCAAUAAAGACAGUGAGGAAGUCAAUGAAGGAGAGCUGAAGGAGAUUAAACAUGACAUCUCUAGUUUACGCUACGAACUCCUGGAGCAGAAGAACCACAAUACGGAGGAGUUAGCUGAGCUGAUCCGGAGACUGGGAGAGAAGAUACCUGCCGAGCAGCAGAGGCAUCAGGGUAUAUAGGUAUAUGUAUCCUACAUCAUCUAGGAUCAAUGAUGAGUGAGCUGAUCAGGAGGAGACUGGGAGAGAGGACACCUGCGGAAACACCAGCCACAUACGCUGAACAUAUAAAACAUCGUACCUAUUUCCAUGACUGAGUCCAGGUGAAAGAUAUCAUCCCUUAUUGAUGUCACUUGUUAAAUCCACUUCUAUCAGUGUAGAUGAAUGGGAGGAGACCUGGUUA
Molecule: messenger RNA, 2716 nt
Organism: Oncorhynchus gorbuscha (pink salmon)
Lineage: Eukaryota; Metazoa; Chordata; Actinopteri; Salmoniformes; Salmonidae
Gene: trpc6b
Product: transient receptor potential cation channel, subfamily C, member 6b
Exons: 11
Coding region: 13-2496 (827 amino acids)
Biological process (GO): regulation of cytosolic calcium ion concentration; calcium ion transmembrane transport; manganese ion transport
Cellular component (GO): cation channel complex; membrane
Molecular function (GO): store-operated calcium channel activity; protein binding; inositol 1,4,5 trisphosphate binding
Source: RefSeq, a predicted model, not a curated record